This is a messenger RNA of Akanthomyces muscarius, 1884 nucleotides long. RefSeq lists its product as uncharacterized. The transcript has a single exon. The record is from RefSeq and is a predicted model, not a curated record. Bases 1 to 1884 code for a protein of 627 amino acids. NCBI's taxonomy places the organism in Eukaryota, Fungi, Ascomycota, Sordariomycetes, Hypocreales, Cordycipitaceae.
AUGGCGCUCUGGACCUCGUCCUAUCCGGUCGACGCCGGCGACCGGGACCCCAGCUUCGCCUGGCACGAUACCGACCUGCCCAGCGCCGGCCUCGACGACUCCCAGCACGACCUCUUUGCCCAGUUCCUCGACUUCGAGGCCGGCCACGGCAGCACCUCGGCCGCCAUGGGCGCCGGCGGCUCCGUCGCCGCCGUCGCCUCGGAGCCCUUUUACAUGGACCACCACCAGGCCCAGCUCCCGCACCACCACCCCCACCACGCUCAUCACGAGAGCAGUACGACCUCGUCUGGCGUCUCCAACGCCGACGAUUUCGACUUCUUGUCCACCAGCUCCAACGUCGACGCCGCGGCGGGCUACGACGUCGACCCCAGCACGCUCGCCAUGUUUGCGCAGGAUCCCGCCGCCAUGUACGCGGCCACGGGCAACGGCGCCACAGUCUCCGACACGGAGCUCGAGCGUCUCGAGGGCAUCUCCCUGCACUCGCCCAAAAAGGGCACCGCGGCGCCGGCGACGGACCGCGCAUCGUCACCCACGCCAGAGGGAAACAACAACAACACCCCGGCGGCAGCAGCAGCAGUGGGCAGCAAUGCCACCACCAACAACAACGCCGGAGGAACCGUCAACGGCCGUCGGAGCAGGAAGAUUGUCGAGGCCCUGUCGUCGACGAUCCGCAAGGCCACUACCAUGCGCAAGACGCGCAAGGUCAGCCAGGCGCUGCAGCGCGCAGUCUCCCCGAGCCUGGAGAACCCGCCCAUGGCCCUCAAACCCGCCAACAACACCCAGACCCUGCGCGGCCGUCGCGCUCACACCCAGCACGCCCUGCAACAGCAGCAGCAGCAGCAGCAGCAGUUUUCCGAGUCGCCUCCGUUGCUUCAGGUCGACACGGCCGUGGCCAACGGCGGCAGCGGCUUCGUCGCCGGUCAGUUUGACGAUCCGUUUGGCGGCGAAAUCUCGCCGACGCAUGCGCCGCAGAUGCGGUACUACAGCCAAGGCGGUCUCGGCACGCCCAUGGACUCGCCCACGCGCAGCGCCGCGAUGCUGCAGCAGCAGCAACAGGGCGGCCAGCACUGGCAACAACAGCAGCAGCAGCACAGCGCGCAGUGGUCGGCGACCAGCAGCCAGCAGGAGCUCUGGUGGGGAGGUGCCGGCGGCGGCGUCGACGCCAAGAACAUUGACGCCAACAUGGCGAUGCACUCGCAGCACGGCGAGCUGCCGUACGACGUGCACAGCGACGGCAGCAUGCCCGCCCAGAACGGGCUCAUGAUACACAUGCCGCAGCCGCGCCAGGCCGGCAUCAACGAGCUCGCCCUCAACGCGCACACCUACCUGCCGCCGCCGCCGCCCGUGCCCGCCGACACGGCCGCCCGCUCGGCGCGGCCGCCUCGCGCUCCAUCUUCCGGCGCGCGCCACAACCGCACCAUGUCCUCGAGCCCGAUGCGCAAGCAGCGCGCGCCGUCGGCCUCGCCCUCGCCCGGCACGCGGCAGUCGCGCAACAGCUCCGGCGCCUCGGCCGCGUCCUCGUCGCAGCGCAGCGCCUCGGGCCGGGGCUCCGUCCCCGGCACCCCCAGCGGCGUCAAGAAGCGCCGGUCGCGCGACGCCGGCAGCGGGAGCUUCUCCGCGGACGAAGGCUCCAGCGGCGGCGGCGGCGGCGGGCUCGGCGGCAUCACGCUGGGCGGCGGGAUCGGGUUCGUCAACUUUACGCCAAACGACGGCUCCGUGCUCAUGACGGGCGUGGCGCCGAGCGGAAGCUCAAAGACAAAGGCGCGCAGGGAAAAGGAGGCCCAGGAGCGCAGGCGGCGCCUCAGCGAGGCGGCGAUGAAGGCCGUCGCCGCGGCGGGCGGUGACAUUGAAAAGUUUCGCGAGCAGCAGGGGUUUGAGAUUUGA